GUGUUUUCGUUCAGAUUUAGGGUUUGAUUUCUGGGUAGUUUUUGAUUUCUUGUUAUCUUUAUUAGAAUGGGGAGCGCUGGAGAAACGAAUUACGGUUCAUACACAUAUCAAGAGCUUGAAAGAGAGCCAUAUUGGCCAUCGGAGAAUCUAAGAAUCUCGAUCACCGGCGCCGGUGGCUUUAUUGCCUCUCAUAUUGCUAGGCGUUUGAAGAAUGAAGGCCAUUACAUUAUUGCUUCUGAUUGGAAAAGGAAUGAACACAUGACAGAAGAUAUGUUCUGCAAUGAAUUUCAUCUUGUUGAUCUUAGAGUGAUGGAUAAUUGCUUGAAGGUCACAAAGAAUGUUGACCAUGUCUUUAACUUGGCUGCUGACAUGGGUGGAAUGGGCUUCAUUCAAUCCAAUCACUCUGUUAUUAUGUAUAAUAACACCAUGAUUAGCUUCAACAUGCUUGAAGCUGCAAGAAUCAAUGGUGUUAAGAGGUUACUAGAAUUUUUAAGGGCACUGUCCUUACCAAUGAGGAAGAAAGUACCAAAUGUGAGCUUGAAAGAGUCAGAUGCUUGGCCUGCUGAGCCUCAAGAUGCUUAUGGCUUGGAGAAGCUUGCGACGGAGGAGUUGUGCAAGCAUUACAACAAGGAUUUCAGUAUCGAGUGCCGAAUUGGGAGGUUCCAUAACAUUUAUGGUCCGUUUGGAACGUGGAAAGGUGGAAGGGAAAAGGCUCCUGCUGCAUUUUGUAGGAAGGCCCUCACUUCUGUAGAUAAGUUUGAGAUGUGGGGAGAUGGUCUUCAGACAAGAUCUUUCACCUUCAUUGAUGAAUGUGUAGAAGGUGUUCUUCGAUUGACUAAAUCGGACUUCCGCGAGCCAGUGAACAUUGGCAGCGAUGAGAUGGUCAGCAUGAACGAAAUGGCUGCAAUCGUUCUUAGCUUCGACGACAAAAACCUUCCAAUUCACCACAUCCCUGGACCCGAGGGUGUUCGUGGUCGUAACUCAGACAACACACUCAUUAAAGAGAAACUCGGAUGGGCUCCCACAAUGAAGUUGAAGGAUGGUUUGAGAAUUACCUACUUCUGGAUCAAGGAACAGAUUGAAAAAGAAAAGUCUGAAGGCAUUGACCUCUCAGUUUAUGGAUCAUCAAAGGUUGUUGGUACCCAAGCCCCGGUUCAACUCGGCUCACUCCGUUCUGCUGACGGUAAAGAGUAAUUAGUUAAGACCCGGCUAACCCGGUCGGGCUGCCUCGGUGCAAUCGAAGCUUAAUUAGAUGUUACUACCAAAAGUUACUAGUAUUUUGAUGUUAUUGGAUACUUUUAUAUGCUUACUAUUCUAUUCAAUUUUGUUACAACACAUCCUGUUUCCACAAGGAAAUAUGUGGUUCUUUUAGCAGGUUCAUGUUCUUGUCUUGUUUGUAAUAAAUUUUUCCAAUUAAGUUCUUGAGAAAGCCAGCUUGGCGUUGUUGUGAC
Messenger RNA from Cucurbita pepo subsp. pepo (vegetable marrow), 1451 nucleotides. The record is from RefSeq and is a predicted model, not a curated record. Lineage: Eukaryota; Viridiplantae; Streptophyta; Magnoliopsida; Cucurbitales; Cucurbitaceae.